Aegilops tauschii subsp. strangulata is the source of this 444-nucleotide messenger RNA. The record is from RefSeq and is a predicted model, not a curated record. Lineage: Eukaryota; Viridiplantae; Streptophyta; Magnoliopsida; Poales; Poaceae.
AUGGCGAUAGGGUACACUAGCCUACCGCCAAGAUGUCUCUUCUUCCUCCUACCAUUUCUUCUCUCCUUGUCUCUUUCUUUCCCGUCUCCUCCUCCCGACAAAGGCCCGACCACGGCCACCCCCACCACGCCCCGCGCCCAGGAGCAAGGGCCGGCCGCCGCGCCCAGGGGCAAGGGCCGCUGCGCCCAGGAGCAAGGGCCGGCCGCCGCGAGCCGCCGCGCCCAGGGGCAAGGGCCGCUGCGCCCAGGAGCAAGGGCCGGCCGCCGCGAGCCGCCCCCAGGAGCAAAGGCCGCCGCGAGCCGCCGCGCCCAGGGGCAAGGGCCGCCGCGCCCAGGAGCACAGGCUGCCGCGAGCCGCGCCCAGGAGAAGCGGCAGCGGCCGGCAAGGAGCUCCGCCUGCACCCAGCCCGUCGAGCCGCCUCCUUCCGCCUGGCCCGCAACCUAG